GCGGUAAAACGUGCAGUCUGUCAAGGUCAAGGUUGCAUGUGUAAAUUAUAUCAUACAACAACAUCUCAGGCAACUGCACAGUCAUGUUUGCCCGACUGCUGAGUGCAGCCCCGGUACAGCCCCGGCCUACAGCGCAUAUCACCCAAUACUCUCGGACAGAUGAUGAUGACGAUGAUGAAGAGGAAGAAAUCCCAACCAACUUCAUCAGGACCUGUGCCAUCUAUGUUGAUGAUCACAUGAAUGUGUUCAGGUUGGUGCCGUAUGUUGUGGGUGCAGUGGCCCUGGGGACUAUAGCCAAAAGUAUAGCUCUGUUUCGCCAGUUUCGUCAUGUGUCAGAAAUACCAAAAAGAUUCAUUGACAACCACGUCCAGCUAGCAGGUCAGAUCAGACAUUGCCAUAACAAUGGGACGUUAGACGUGGAACACAUUCCCAUCGGAAAUUUGAUUGAAGCCUUACGACUGACAUCAAGAUUUGGUGUUUUGAAGAAAUCUGACCCAGGUUUUCUGAAAGUGAGGCUAGCAGGUAUCAAGCUGGAGGAGGUUGUGGGCGUGCCAUGGAUCCAGGCGGAGUGUGACAGACGUUAUAUAUGGUUCCGUAUGUUGAGGGUGAACCCUGAGAAUCCUGACACGCUGGACUGCAUUAUACAGACUAGGAACCCAUGGUUUGCUUUCAAGAAGGACUGUUUCAAUGCAGAAUUAGUGCGGGAAGGCUUAGCUACAGUCACACCAAUGGAAGAAUUCAAAGAUUGUAAAGACAGAGAGUACCUCAAGUUUAUGAAACAGUUGAGAAAGGCAGAACAGCCAAAACAGAACAUUUUUGUGAGAGUACUAAGAUCACCGCUAACACUUUGGGAGUAUUUAAAAAACAGAAGACAAACUAGGGAAAGUGAGGUUUGAUGAGAUGAGAUGAUGAGAUUUUGUUGUUAUUAUGCUAGUACAUGUACUGCCAUGGCUGUUGAUAAACUUAAAAAAACACAAGCAAAUGCAGCAGUUUAAUUUUAACAAGGAUUUAUGAUGGGUGGAAAAGGACGAAAUUAUCCCAGCAAACACAGAGCAUUUAAGAACGUUUUUAAGAACGUAAUGUUAUGGUAACGUUUUAUUAAUUUUCUGUGGUUGCUGAGAUUAGCUCCGCAUCUUCAAGGUUUCAGAUUUAACAUAGCAAAUCAACAGUUUAGUUGUGACGGUUUUAUUCAGUACCGUGUAAGGUCAGCAGGUCAUGUCUUGAUGACACUCGGCUGUUUUCACAAUCGUGUAUGAGUGUGGAUUUAACAAUGGCGGUUGUGGUACAAUAAAGGAGUAGAUUGGAUCGA
Messenger RNA from Lingula anatina, 1309 nucleotides. Its product is annotated as mitochondrial inner membrane subdomain organizer 1. The record is from RefSeq and is a predicted model, not a curated record. Lineage: Eukaryota; Metazoa; Brachiopoda; Lingulata; Lingulida; Lingulidae.